This is a messenger RNA of Orbicella faveolata, 2183 nucleotides long. RefSeq lists its product as uncharacterized. Gene Ontology annotation, molecular function: metal ion binding; nucleic acid binding; hydrolase activity. NCBI's taxonomy places the organism in Eukaryota, Metazoa, Cnidaria, Anthozoa, Scleractinia, Merulinidae. The record is from RefSeq and is a predicted model, not a curated record.
UUAAGAACAAUUCAACUAAGAAUGCUUAUAUUUUUUUUAUUUGUGAACUAGAUAACAACACUCGUAUACGCGACACCAAGAACAGCACUGAAGAAGACUACAAUCAAGUUGUUGCAGGAAUCCGACGAGCGGCUCAGCCUCCAAACAACAUUUUUCUUAAUCCUAACCAGCAAUGCUUCACACAGUUCUUUUUAAACGGACAGCCACCACUUGGGUUACGUACUGCUAAUUUACAGAACAUGAGAUACAUCUGUCAAGAGAGACAGCCGCCGGGAGUCUACUACUACGCGUCGAUGCACGAUGAAGGUCGAGGAAUUCCAGUGUAUUCAGCGUACGUUUUGUAUGCGGGAAACGUUAAUUUUCAAGCACAAGCAGCAGCAGGAUGGAUCCAAACUCCCGGUAAUGUAUUAACAUGUACAAAAAACCAAGAGAGGAUGAGGAGUGAGUGGGUUAUUACCCAUAUAGACCUUCUUCGGAAAGUAAUGACUUCUAAAUUAUAUUUGACGUAGUAGCCCUGCCGUGUUAUAUAUUGCUACAUAAGUUGCCCAGAAGCGUCAUAGGCGAAGAAUGAAAAUGGGCGUAGAGGCGUUUGGGCUGCCCACCUGACUAAACUUCGGCGCAGAGGAUCGGUUACUGAUUUCGAUACGCUUGGGUAUAGGCCUCUCUAUUCGGUAAGCAAACGGGGAUGAGGGGGAGAAGAGUACCGGAAGUACCUUACAACGAUCUUGCAGUAAUACUGUAAAUUGGAAAAUGUCGAGGGCAUUUCUAUAACCAGGUACAAGGCCUGUUAGUUGAUUAUCUUACCUCCAUACGCUUUCAGAAUUAUUCCUUGCCAAUCUUCUGAUGCCCUUAAAGGAGCUCAGUCGAAUGGCAUUAUGAUUUAUUUGAGCCGGAUACAAGAAGAAUAAAAAUAGUAAUGUACAAGACUGAAAAACACCAAAGAGAUUAUAAUAGGAAAAAAAAGAAACAGAUAGGUACAAGCAUGGUUAAAAAUGGAGAGGAUUAACACGGAUUAAGAACGACGAUCUUGAAAAAUUAUAAGGCUAAGCUUUCCAAGUCCUUCAAAAGUAAAACAUUCAGGGAAUGACAAUUGCCUAUCUCACCCCUGUCACUUCAAACUUCUCAAAUUCUCAAUCCUUUUUUUUUGUUGAUAUCGUUAGAAGUAAUUAACUUUACUUUCUUACAAGGCAUCCAGAACCAAGCAAGCAAUGCAAUAUACCUAAAUAACCCGUUGGGAUGCCACAAAGGUCACCUCUUCCCAGCUAUGACUGCCUCGGGUAACCCAGCAAAUGCCGCGAACAGCGCUGCUUCCACGUAUCAAUACACAAAUGCCGUGCCCCAGUGUGGAUCUUUUAACACCGGACAGUGGAGAGUUUGGGAAGGCAAUAUUCGAGCGUUUGCAGUGCAGACAUGCAUACCGGCAGGGGGUGUGUUGUUUCUAUUAACUGGAAUUUCAUUCGUUGCUAUUCAAAACACUCAACCUCCACAGCCAAUUGCAGUUCCGAUUGUCUUAUUCGCUCCAGGCAUAUAUAAACCUAAUUCAAUGUGGACUGCGGGCACGUGUCUAUACCCAAAUGGCCAGUGCGACACCUUUGCAGUGAUUGGAAACAACGUCCCAAAUCCUCCUGGAAUGCUUACACAGGCAAUUACCCAAGCAAAUCUGGACGCUAUUCUUCAGUUCGACAUAGCAACUAAUGGCCUCAAACGGGACAGAUCGAGUCGAAGGGUCAAGCUGUUUCCAGGAGUUAGAAGAUGCUCAAAUAUUAGACUUCCUCGUGACGAGUAUCCCCCUAGAGGUGGACACAAAAAGCCUCCUAAACCCCCAAGCUCCAGCCAUAAACACUCGAGCUCAAAGCACCAGAGCUCAAAACACUCCAGCUCGAAACACUCCAGCUCGAAACACUCCAGCUCGAAACACUCCGGCUCGAAACACUCCAGCUCGGGCUCGAAAUCGAAAUCGAAACACUCGAGCAAAAGACCUUCGAGCCCAACACAUACCUCAAGCUCAAAAUACCCAAGCUCGAGACCCUCAAGCUCCAGAAGACCCUCAGGAAGUGGAUAAACCUGGAAGCAGUAAAGAAUUGUCAUACCGUGGACUUGACUAAGAAAUAUAUAUGCAAUAAUGAUCCAGAAGAAAUUAAUGCUUGUAAACGAUUAAGCAAGUUAACAAAAAUAAACUUCAU